This is a messenger RNA of Chara braunii, 2883 nucleotides long. NCBI's taxonomy places the organism in Eukaryota, Viridiplantae, Streptophyta, Charophyceae, Charales, Characeae. The record is from the annotation of a GenBank genome assembly.
GCGGGCGGAGACCCCAUGGUCUUACACUUCAGUGCUGAACGAGGGGUUAUGCGAGGACGAUGGCAAUGCAGCGGUUGAUCUUAGCUUCCAGUUGUCAAGCCGCAAUGGAGCAGCGACGACACAUACUCGCAUCAUCAAUCCCCACCCAGAUAGGGAUUGCGUGGAGCAGACGAUGGACUUCACGUGGACGGCAGCGACAGGAGGACAUAUCCGCCACAGUUGUGCACGUGGAACGCGACGGUAGGCAGCUGUGGGCAGAGUGCAGGCAAGCCUUGCGGCAAGCUGGAACGUACACAAUAACGAGAGGGGUGCAAGAGCUCCGCAUUGACGAAGGCAACGAUGCGGCUGUUCAGGAGCCCCUUGACUUCCAUGACGUUGACGAUGACGACGAUUGCAACUCAGAUGAUUUGCUUGAGAUUAGGUUGCUUGGGAGGAAGGUGAGGAACGGCGGUACGAUUGCGAAGAAGGGUUCCACUCUGAGAAAUCGGAGGAACAAGAAAAUGGACGACGACACAGACAGGAGCGAUGGCGAGGGCACUCAGAAUUUCUGGUCCGUCAGAGACACGAUUGCACUCGUGAAGGCGAAAAGGGAUCAAGAUCUGUAUUUCGCAGGCAUGGGGCACAAUUUCGGCCGCAUGAAGACCAGGGAAUGGAAGUGCAAGGACGUGUGGUCCAGGUUGCAGAAGACGGACGUCACAAGGAAGGUCGUCGACUGCAGGAAGAAAUGUGACAACUUGAUCCAACAAUUCAAGAAGGUUCACAAGUUUCAGCACCUCACCUCGGACCUCUAUCGCCUGCUCACCGCAGACAUCUCUCGCGUCCUCGCUGGGGACUUCUUCAGUGUCGUUGAGGAUCACCGUUGUAGCUCUUCUCGCCUUCUCGUCGCGUGGAGAUUCGGCCCCGUCACUCUCCUUGCAUUCGCGCCGCGAUGCUCCGUGGACACGUCGAUGUUCAGCGAGACUGAGGACUUUGGGUCAAUCCACGGCGGAGCACUCUCUCCUUAUCACCGCGGAUCUGUCUUGCCAUGUGGAGGUUCGGCAUCGCCGCUCUUCUCUUCUUCUCGCCACAGAGCAGUCUCGCCGGGGUCGUCGUCCUCCCCUCACGAAGGUAACGAUGACGACGUCUUCACAACGGAGGAAGAAGCGCCAGAGGAGACCGUGGCCGUAGUUCGGGAGAGUGGUCGCCUUCGUUCUUCAGAUCAAAGCGUUGCGAGGAGAUUGUUGACGCCUCCACCAGAGGCGCAGCACGUGCGUGCCCGCGAAACGCGCUCGGAGAACGAGGCCGUCGCCGACGUCGGUGGUGAUGAUGAAGAGCCUUUGGAACGACGUCGACAAUGCAAUGUCACACAAGCCACAAUAGCGACGGCAGUCAGGGCACGAGGCGGGACUGACGAAAGGCCACCUCAGGGUGGACUGCCUGCCACGCCGUCUCAGGCGCGUCCUCCAAACACGGCUGAUGAGGGAGGCUCCAUUGAACGCGGCGAGGUGGGCGGAAGUCCUGGUAGACGCCCGCGCAGUUGGGGGCGAGGCGGUCGCUGCUGUCGGUACGGGAACUUCAGGCAAUGUGGCACCCGUGUUGAGGCUGUCUCUUAUACACAUCUAGUGGCAGACGCGCACGCAGUUGGGGGCAAGGCUGUCGCUGCUGCGGGUGCGGGAACUUCAGGCAAUGUGGCACCCGUGCCGAGGGCCAGAGAGGAGCUUCCAGUAGUCGAGCGGGAGGUGGCUCGUGGCGCGAAGGAUCUGAUCGACCAUGCCCGACUCGAUCUUCAAGCGCUUGUCGUCCCUCGGAGCGUCGUCAUGCCGGAAUCCUGCACGAAGCUAACAAGGAUUGUUGAUCCUGCACAACUGCAGCAAGUGAUCUCCCACGUGGCGGCAGUGGAGAAUAUUGCUCUGCACGUCUUGCACGGCUGGGUCUUCAAGUUCGGGAACCGCCCCAGAGGUUACAAUUUGGUUUUCCAGUACACGUUGGAAUCCGUGGCGACGAACAUUUCUCGUGCUAUGUGGUACGGCGAGCAGUGGAGUAAAGUCGUCAGUGCGGUUGUUUGCACGCACACAAUAGACUUAUCCAUGGACUUGACCCUGUGGUUCGCUGGUGCGAACAUCGAGGACAGGCCUGAGGACGACGACUUGGCAGCGUACCAGGAGUCCACCAUCAUAUGCAUCGGGCAUGCAUUCCGCGGCGUGGUUCGGAUGGGUGCGAACGUCGACGGCGGCUCAAACGAUUGUCUCUCUCGGGUUGCUGACUGCUUCAAGCUUUUGGCGGCCAGCAUGUGGUUGACCUGCAUGGUUGGAGACAAUCUGCGCAGCCACUACGAAACUUUUUACUUCACGAAGCUGGUGGUGAAGCCCACGCUCAUCGCAUCCAUGCAUCGCUCCUUCGAACAUCGACGAUCAGUCAUCCGCGCCACAAAUGUUGUCACGGAGAAACUUGGGAAGGCGAACGCUACCUUAGGAGAGUACCCGAAGUACAUCUCCGAAUGGGCAUCCUGCGCCAUCGUAUUUUGGGCAAGAUGCGAGCAUAACAAGGCCGGAGGACGCGAAAAGGCUGGAUUGGUUGGGUUCGGGCCCCCUGGAGGAGGACAACGACAACGCUGGAAAAGACGACGCGUAUGGGGGGGGGGGGCGCUGCUGGUGAGAUGUACGGCACGAGAGAGGGAAGUGGAAGGGUGGGAGGGCGGAGCGGGCGCUCCGAGAUUUGUGGCUGUGCGUACUGACGUUGGUAGUCGUGACGGGCUUGUCGCCGGUUGGGUACGUGUACAGUGUUUCGCUCAUGUGAGUAGACGAGCGACGUUUUAGGUCGUUCGCUUUGGCAGGGGUGUGUUUUUCACUUUGAUCGUCGUUGGUUGUGGACGUGUUUAGUGUGCCGCUCCUGCCAGUAGACGAG